Molecule: messenger RNA, 1930 nt
Organism: Brassica napus (rape)
Lineage: Eukaryota; Viridiplantae; Streptophyta; Magnoliopsida; Brassicales; Brassicaceae
Product: cytochrome P450 78A7-like
Exons: 2
Coding region: 102-1709 (535 amino acids)
Molecular function (GO): monooxygenase activity; oxidoreductase activity, acting on paired donors, with incorporation or reduction of molecular oxygen; iron ion binding
Source: RefSeq, a predicted model, not a curated record
UAUAUAUAUAUACCUUCUACCUUCACCAUUGUUCCUCUCUUAAACCAAAAUAAAAGCACUUUUUGAAAAGAUACAAGAUCAAAAGUACAAAAAAGAAAAAAAUGGAGCUGAUGAAUAUGGCGUCAAAAGAAACAAGUUAUUGGAUGAUCGCACUACCCGCCGUUUUUGGAACCCAAAACAUGUACGAUGUUUCCAUCUUCGGCUAUCUAAUCCUCGCCGUCGUUUCUCUCUCUCUACUGACGUGGGCUUUCGCCGGAGGCGGUGGUGUUGCAUGGAAGAACGGCCGUAACCGUAUUGGUCGUGUCGCGAUUCCUGGUCCUCGAGGCAUACCAGUAUUCGGAAGUCUUUUCACUCUAAGCCGCGGCUUAGCUCAUCGGUCGUUAGCCGCAAUGGCUUGGAGCCGAGCCAAUACUCAGAUUAUGGCUUUCAGCCUGGGCACCACGCCUGUUAUCGUGGCUUCUGAGCCGAACACGGCUCGUGAGAUUCUGAUGUCGCCUCACUUUGCGGACCGGCCGGUUAAGCAGUCGGCUAAGAGCCUCAUGUUCAGCCGAGCCAUAGGUUUCGCGCCCAACGGGGCUUAUUGGCGCACGUUAAGAAGGAUUGCCUCGACUCAUCUAUUCGCCCCAAAGCGUAUUUUAGCACAUGAAGCUGGACGUCAGCUAGACUGCGCCGAAAUGGUGAAAGCUGUGUCGGAAGAGCAAAACGGCGCUGGAUCCGUCGUUUUGAGGAAACACUUGCAGCUAGCGGCCUUGAACAACAUCAUGGGGAGCGUGUUUGGGAGAAGAUACGACCCUCUGGCUCAGAAAGAGGCUCUUGAUGAGCUUACUUCAAUGGUUAGAGAAGGGUUCGAACUCUUGGGUGCUUUUAAUUGGUCCGAUCAUCUUUCAUGGUUGAGUUAUUUCUAUGAUCCGGUUCGUUUAAAGCAACGUUGCUCAGAACUUGUUCCUCGAAUCAAAACCCUCGUUAAGAAAAUUAUUGAGGAACAUCGAGGAAGUACUAACUCGAAAAAUAAAGGAGAUAUUGGAGAUUUCGUUGAUGUCUUGUUGUCUUUAGAAGGUGACGAGAAGCUUCAAGAAGAUGACAUGAUCGCCGUCUUAUGGGAGAUGAUUUUUAGAGGGACAGAUACAACGGCGUUAUUAACGGAGUGGACCAUGGCUGAGUUAGUACUGCACCCUAACGUGCAAGCUAAGCUAAGGGACGAGAUAAAAACGGUCGUGAGCGACCGAGCAGAGGUGUCAGAUGCUGACCUGACAAAACUCCCCUACUUGAACGCAGUGUUGAAGGAAACUCUAAGGCUGCAUCCUCCUGGACCACUGCUAUCGUGGGCUCGUCUUUCCACGUCAGAUGUCCAGCUCAGCAACGGUAUGGUGAUUCCAAAGGGUACUACAGCGAUGGUCAACAUGUGGGCCAUCACUCACGACCCGACGGUAUGGUCCGACCCGUUACAAUUUAACCCGGAGAGGUUCAUUGGGAAUGCAGACGUGGACAUACGUGGUGGGGAUCUAAGGCUUGCUCCGUUUGGAGCUGGGAGGAGGGUGUGUCCGGGGAAGAACAUGGGUUUAGCUACUGUGACUCGUUGGGUGGCUGAGCUAGUGCGACGGUUCGAGUGGAGUCAAGAUCAGACAAAGCCGGUUAAUCUUAGCGAGGUCUUGAAGCUUUCUUGUGAGAUGGAGCAUCCGUUACGUGCCGUUGUAACGGAAAUAUAUUAAAUUAGGGUUUUUGACCUUUGUCAACCUUAUGUUAUUUUCUAUAUUUGUUACGUUUUUGCUUUGUUUUGUCGAGAGAGGUUUGGAUUGCUUGUCGUGUGGUUUUCUUUUGUUUACAAUUAGUUGAUUUAGCAACUCGGUUUGUUAUGUACGAACGUAGUAUCAUGAUCCUUAAUUAGUAUAUGGGUUUAAAUAAAUGGAUCAGUAACGACUAGUUCAUACUA